UUAAAAAAUAUAAAGUAAAAUUUUGCUUGUCUUGUUUGAUUGUGGUCUUCUUGCAUUUUGAUUAAAUAUUUUCGGCGUCGUCGUUGAUUUGUUAGAUCUCGCAUCGCAUUUUUGUUCUUCACAUAAAGCAUCAAUAGUUUUAAGAUAUAAUGGCGUCAUUGGACCUGUUGACUCCACAUUUAUCUAAAAUAAAAAUACCUGGGCCUCAGCAGCUGAUUUACAAAGACGAAUGUGUUUAUUCUUUCGACAAUCCGGAAUCCGAGACCGGUAUCUACGUGUCUCUCGUCUCGUUCCUCGGGUUUGGCCGCAACUAUGUCGAGCAGUACUUCCAGAAGACAGGGAAUGCGGUUUUCCUACACAUACAGAGGGAGAAAAAACCGGUGCCAGAACCAGAGCAGACCGGCGACGGGCCCGAGAAGAAAAUCACACGUCUGGCCAUCGGAGUGGAGGGCGGCUUCGACCCCGAGUGCGGGCGGCCUAAGUUCACAUACACCGACCACUAUGAGGUGGUAGUUCUGCCUGGAUUCCACACCUAUGCCUGGCCUAACCCAGAACUGCCUGAUGUGGUGAAAAAGUCAGUUCAGGCUGUGAUCGACGCGGAGUCUCCGUUCAAAAUCGCCGAGAUGAAUGCUCUACAGGGCACCUGGGACGGCGAGACUCGACAAGUGUCCGUCCACGCAGGGAACCUGAAGCAGCUAGACAACGGCGUGAAGGUGCCGCCGUCUGGCUGGAAGUGCUCCAAGUGCGAGCUCACCAACAACCUGUGGCUCAACCUCACGGACGGCGCCAUCCUGUGCGGCCGCCGCUACUUCGACGGCUCGGGCGGGAACGACCACGCGGUGGAACAUUACCGCGAGACCGGCUACCCAUUAGCAGUGAAAUUGGGCACCAUUACAACGGACGGCAAAGGAGACGUGUACUCGUACGCUGAAGACGACAUGGUAGAAGACCCUAACCUCGCCGAGCAUCUGAAGCACUUUGGGAUUAAUAUCCAACAGCUGCAGAAGACGGACAAAUCCAUGGUGGAGCUAGAAUUGGAGCUGAACCAGCGCACUGGUGAAUGGAACACGCUCCAAGAGUCGGGCAGCGAGCUGCGGCCCCUGCACGGGCCCGCGCUCACUGGGCUCAGCAACCUCGGCAACUCCUGCUACAUCAACAGCGUCGUGCAGGUCCUGUUCCGCAUGCCGGACUUCGUUCGGCGCUAUGUAGAAGGCGCGCCAGAACUAUUCGCCACGUUCCCGGAAGAUCCCGUGAAUGACUUCAACGUCCAGACCGCGAAACUAGGCGUAGGGCUCCUCUCCGGGCGCUAUUCGAUCCCCGAAGCAGAGGGCACGCAGGCCGGCGUGGCUCCGCAUAUGUUCCGACAGUUAGUGGGCAAGGCGCACGCCGAAUUCGCCACCAAACGGCAGCAGGACGCACACGAGUUCUAUCUGCAUCUGCUCACGCUUGUUGAGCGCCACAGCCGCCACAAGGCGAACCCGGCUGACUGCCUCAAGUUCGCGGUCGAAGAGCGCGUUCAGUGCACAGAGUCCGGCAACGUGCGCUACACCACGCGGCCCGAGCACCACUUGCCGGUGCCAGUGGCGCUGCACGCCGCGUCUAAUGCUGACGCUGUGAGAGAGUACGAGCGACGCCGCGCGCAGGCCGAAGCGAGCGGGCAGCGCCUCGACCCGUCGCUGGUGGUGCGGCCGCACAUCCCGUUCGCGGCGUGCCUGGACAGCUUCAUGAAGGAGGAGAGCGUGGAGCAGUUCUUCAGCAGCGCCGUCAACAAGAAGGUCACCGCCCACAAAAUCACACGGCUCGCCACAUUCCCGGACUACCUGCUGAUCCAGCUGAAGAAGUUCACCAUCAAGGAGGACUGGACGCCCGCAAAGCUUGAUGUGGCUGUCGAUAUGCCAUGGGAGGUGGAUCUCGGCUGUCUGCGCGGGCGCGGCUUGCAGCCCGGCGAAACUCCAUUGCCCGACGCGGCGCCCGACACACCUGCGCCUACCUACGACGAAUCGCUGCUGUCUGACCUCUUAGAGAUGGGCUUCCCGGUGGAGGCGUGCAAGAAGGCGCUGUACUACACCAACAACAGCGGCAUGGAGCCCGCCUCCAACUGGCUCAUGGAGCACAUGAACGACUGGGACUUCGCCAACGAGUUCCACCCGCCCGGCGCCGCUGCUGCCAGCGCUGGAGCAGUAGCGGACGAGGCGAGCGUAGAACAGAUCAUGAGCAUGGGCUUCACGCGAGCACAGGCGGCCAAGGCGCUGGCGUCCACAGACGGCGACGUGGGCCGCGCCGUGGACUGGAUCUUCAGCCACGCGCACGAGCUCGACGACGCCGCGCCGCCCGCGCCCGACCGCACGCUCGGGUGCCGCGAUGGACCAGAAAAAUACAAGCUGAUCGCCUUCAUCUCGCACAUGGGCACGUCGACGCAGGUAGGCCACUACGUGUGCCACGUGCUGCACGAGGGCCGCUGGGUCAUAUUCAACGACAACAAGGUUGCUCUCUCAGAAAAUCCUCCCAAAGAUCUUGGAUAUUUAUAUCUCUAUGAAAGGCUGUGAUGUUAACAGAAUGUGAAAUAAUUGUACCAAAAAUCGCUGGCAUGAUUUUAUGGAGUAAGAAUUUAAUGUCUUAGACUGCAUAUUAUAUGUGUAAAAAAUGUUUUAAGAGAUUUUAAAAUGACUACUUUUUAGGCGAUAUUUAUUUUAUAGAAACAAAUUUUUAGACAUUUCAAUUAGGUUAACAAAUUUUUUAUCUUGUCUAAUCAAAAGUGGUUGUUUUUGCAUCUAAAUGCAUUUUUGUUUGCAGUUAUUUUUUGUAUAUUUUUAACAGGAGAUGUGCAAUGUUUAAUUGUUUGUCACACCAUAU
Messenger RNA from Ostrinia furnacalis (Asian corn borer), 2853 nucleotides. RefSeq names its product ubiquitin specific protease 5 (gene Usp5). NCBI's taxonomy places the organism in Eukaryota, Metazoa, Arthropoda, Insecta, Lepidoptera, Crambidae. The transcript is spliced from 17 exons. Bases 150 to 2546 code for a protein of 798 amino acids. Gene Ontology annotation, biological process: protein deubiquitination. The record is from RefSeq and is a predicted model, not a curated record. Gene Ontology annotation, molecular function: protein binding; zinc ion binding; cysteine-type deubiquitinase activity.